Pomacea canaliculata is the source of this 2235-nucleotide messenger RNA. RefSeq lists its product as uncharacterized. Lineage: Eukaryota; Metazoa; Mollusca; Gastropoda; Architaenioglossa; Ampullariidae. The coding region runs from base 1498 to 2013 and encodes 171 amino acids. The transcript has 3 exons. The record is from RefSeq and is a predicted model, not a curated record.
UAACUGUUAAGUUACUUUCAGUGGAGGAUAAUUUAGUGGAGGAUAAUUUACUUUAAAAAGUGUUACCUGUAUCUCAAAGGUAUCUAUCGACCUAAUAUAAGGCUAACUCUCAUAUACCCUUGUACUUAAAAAAAAAACCCAAUGUACAGGUUAGAUGUUUUUCCCUUCCCCGCUCAAAGAUAAAGAUAUAGUUACCUCGGAGGCAAUGAUGUCAUUCUGGUCUAGCAAUACGGUAUAAGGAUACAAACCUGAGGCAUUACUUUUAACACCUCUGAAAUAUGAAAUGAAGAAAGAAAAAACCACAGCUGGAGUAAGAAAAAAGAGAAAAUUUGUAAAUAAUGUUCACGUAGCCUGGGGCUGAAGGUUAGCUGAAUAUUACACACAUGGAGGAUGUUUUGAAAUAUGUGUUGCAAGGAAGGAGAAGAAAAUUCCUGGUGUGAACAAACUAUCCCAUUGCAAACUUCUGCUGUGCAAACGUCUCCUCUGGUAUGCAAAUGCGACAGCCAUAACUAUUUAUCACCGGGAUAAUGUUUGGAACAAUAACUGUGCAGCCAUACGUUUACCUGUCGCUGAUGUUAUCACGUCAUCAGUUCAGGUGAGGCCGAGGUCCUUCCUGUAAUCCAUGCCUGUACUCUCCAUAUUAUUACCGCCCUCAGCUUUUGAUGGGCAUCCUUGUUGUUUUACAGUGUGGGCUUGUCUGUGCUCAGCGGAUGCACAAAGUCGGGUGAGGCAGGUCACGUUCACUGAAGUGGAUGUUGCUUGAGGAUGUUGUAACCGAACGCUGUCAAAGAUGGUAAUAAAAUGAGGCAUGGAUAUUCUAUCUACUAAAGAUCAUCAUCAUCAUCGUCGUCGUCGUCGUCGUCGUCGUCAUCCUCCUCCUCCUCUCCUCCUCCUCCUCCUCCUCCUCCUCAUCAUCAUCAUCAGUGACUUAUUAUGUCCCAACCAAAGCCAGGUUCAGCGAACUUUACAUACUCGAAGACAUAAAGAUACAAAUUCUGUGGCUUUUUCGGUGAAGUUGAUGAAAGGCCAGCGUCGUUGUCAUACCAGAUUACAUCCUGUUCAUAAAACAAAAUGUUGAUAAAUAUUUCGCAAUGCAGUGGUGCGGAUAAGGUGAAUCAUGAGAGUUUAGUCCGCACAACUCAGAUAUUUAAACAAAUUUAUUUUCACAGCUUCAGUUUAUAAAUCUUUAUCAGUAUGACAUUUCCAAAAAUGUCUUACAUGGUUGAUAGCUGGGUGAUUCUUAUCUGCACUGACGAGUAGUCUUGUGUCUGACUGAGAAGGUGAUUGUAGCAAACAAGAGCCCCGCUAUCUUACUGCGGUUCUGGUCUUCUACUGUGGUUGCAUCUCAAAUCGUCCGCACGUGCAGCUACUUGAGACGAGAAUCACACUCCGGUGAGCCGAUGACGUGGUAACCCGGAUGUAGACUGGCGAUAGCUGAGAGGACUGGUCAGACAUGAGAGGAAAACUGUUUACAAGUCACAGACAAACUGUAGGAGGAUGGAACUGAAGGUACCCAAGAUUCCAGUGUGUGUGGCGAUCGCCUGUUGCGGGGUGGCCUUGUUGUUCCAGCUGGUGGCUGUGGCGGGUACCGGCUGGCGUGUCAACAAGCAAACUGGUCGAGAAACCGGUUUGUUCCGCGGUUGUGUUUAUGGCGUGUGUAGCGAUAUCGUGAGCAGGAUUAUGCCAGACUGGUUCAGGGCGACUCAGGCGUUCUCCAUCCUGGGAUUCUUCGCCAUCGCCGGAAGUCUGGCAGUUGGAAUUCUCCAUGCUGUUCUGGAAAAUACACGUGUCCUGUCUAUUCUCGGCAUUGCUUCGUGCGCUGCUUCCGUCGGAGCCCUGUUAAUUGAAGUUGCUGUGUUUGGAGGUGGGGUGGGUAACGACAUAUAUGAUUAUUCCAGCUUCGGCUACGGGUUCAUCUUGUCUGUCAUCGCCUGCAUUGUCAGUGUCGGGGCUGCAGUCUGUUUUGCAAUAGAACUUCGACGAUAUAACAAUGAAUACAUUUCUCUCAGUUAGUUCAGAUGUCAUAGCAUACCAUAACAUACCUAAAUAAACCUUUCGCUUUUACAAAUGUUGUCUUGUUUAUUUCUAAUUAUUUCCGAUGUCCUUGCACUUGGAUAAACAAUCGUGUUUAAUGCCGCGUCACGUGGAUGUGUGAUCAUUUGGUUUAUCAUUUAUUUAUUUCUGCUUUAAGUGAGCAACAGUUACUCAGUUCCAUGUGCGAAAAGAGACCCGUAU